This is a messenger RNA of Paramormyrops kingsleyae, 1881 nucleotides long. RefSeq names its product CCR4-NOT transcription complex, subunit 11 (gene cnot11). NCBI's taxonomy places the organism in Eukaryota, Metazoa, Chordata, Actinopteri, Osteoglossiformes, Mormyridae. Gene Ontology annotation, cellular component: CCR4-NOT complex. The record is from RefSeq and is a predicted model, not a curated record.
AAAGCGAAUGAUGUGUCGUAAUAGUCAGUAAGAGGUUUGGAAGGUGUGAAGAUGAACUGGACUGUCUUCGUUGUUUUGACAGAUAGCUUUAUAGUAAUAUUGUGAUACGCAUGUAUUGAAGUCUCUUUUGUAGUAAGAAGACACUUAAAAUCGCUUCCAUCAUUUAUUUUAUUGUCAAGUGCUCCCUUAAUCAAAUUUGUUUUACUUUACGACAUAAAACUAAUGGUGGGACGGAUUCGCAAGCAACGAGUUGAUCGGUUUCAAGCUGGGAUGGCUAAGCGAUGAACCGCUCAUUGUGAAAGAAGAAAUCGGCUGCCAAAGACAUUACAUUUGAACUUGUAAGCCAGGUAUACCAGCAAACGGAAACACAAUGACUUUGGCCCCGAAGGAGCUCUCCAAUUUAUUGGGAAUCAUCUCCGAAGAAGCCUGCACCAACACAUUCGAAAGUCUGUCCAACGCCUUCCACCACUUCUUCGGGAAAGCGGAGCACUUUCGGGUGGGCUCCGUGUUGGUGAUGCUGCUGCAGCAGCCCGACCUCCUGCCCAGCUCCCCGCAGCGCCUCACGGCCCUUUACCUCCUGUGGGAAAUGUACCGCACCGAGCCGCUGGCGGCCAACCCCUUCGCCGCGGUCUUUGCUCACCUUUUAAACCCAUCACCUGUCGGAGAGGAGCAGGAGAAGCCGCUCUGUGGAUUCCUCCCACCCAUCACCCUGCCAGAGAAGUACUUCCUCUCUCAGCUGAUGCUGGCGCCACCCAAAGAAUUGUUCAAGAAGACACCUCGACAGGUGUCCUGCAUGGAUGUGGGCAGCUCGCCCCAGUCCAUAGAUAUCAGUGGGCUUCAGCUGGCCCUGGCAGAGCGUCAGUCUGAGCUGCCCACACAGAGCAAGGCCAGCUUCCCUAGCGUCUUGAAUGACCCUGACCCAGACUCCUCCAAUUCCGGGUUUGACAGCUCUGUGGCCAAUCAGAUUACGGAGGCCCUGGUCACGGGUCCACGCCCACCUUUGGAAAGCCACUUCCGGCCAGAGUUCAUCCGUCCGCCACCCCCGCUGCACGUCUGUGAGGAUGAGCUGGUGUGGUUGAGCCCAUCAGAGCCGGACCACAGCGUGCAGUGGGAUCGCUCCAUGUGCGUGAGGAACAGCACCGGCGUGGAGGUCAAGCGCAUCAUGUCAAAGGCCUUUAAGAGCCCACUGUCUGCGCAGCAGCAGUCUCAGCUUCUGGGUGAGCUAGAGAAGGACCCUAAACUGGUGUAUCACAUUGGGCUGUCACCAGCCAAGCUGCCCGACUUGGUGGAGAAUAACCCUCUGGUUGCCAUAGAAAUGCUGCUGAAGCUGAUGCAGUCCAGUCAGAUCACAGAGUACUUUUCAGUGCUGGUCAACAUGGACAUGUCCCUGCAUUCCAUGGAGGUGGUCAACAGGUUGACAACAGCAGUUGACCUUCCGCCAGAGUUCAUUCACUUGUACAUUUCCAACUGUAUCUCUACCUGCGAGCAGAUCAAAGACAAAUACAUGCAGAAUCGCCUCGUCAGGCUGGUGUGCGUCUUCCUUCAGUCGCUGAUCCGAAACAAGAUCAUCAACGUGCAGGACCUGUUCAUCGAGGUGCAGGCCUUCUGCAUAGAGUUCAGCCGCAUCCGGGAGGCCGCCGGCCUUUUCCGCCUACUUAAGACACUGGAUACGGGCGAGAAUCCCACAGAGCCCAAAUCCGCCAAGUAACUUCACCUCAGUUGAAUGAUUUUGUACCCAGUGGGGUACCGGACCUGCCCCCACCCCCAAAUUAUUCUCCAUUUUUUCCUGUUUACUGGAGUAAUCAGCUCGUUUAGGAUUACUUCGGUUAUGCAUUGUUUUGUUGAUUAAAAUUUUACAAAGCCUGCAUGGAGUUUUCUUCA